AUGCGGUUUGCCGAAGAGGGCGCGUCGGUCGUCUUUACCGACCUGAAAGUGGACGAAAAUUUCCAGAACACGGAAAAAGAGUUGCAGGCGCUCGGCGUCAAGGCCAAAGGAUAUGCCUCCAACGCCGCAGACUUCGAAGAUACGGCCGGCGUGGUGGCUCAGAUCGUGAAGGAUUUCGGUCGCAUCGACGUACUGGUCAAUAACGCCGGGAUCACCCGCGACGGCCUGAUGAUGCGCAUGAGCGAACAGCAGUGGGAUAUGGUUAUCAACGUGAACCUGAAAUCCGCAUUCAACUUCAUCCAUGCCGUAACGCCGGUGAUGAUGAAGCAGAAAAGCGGCAGCAUCAUCAACAUGGCGUCGGUGGUGGGCGUUUCGGGCAAUGCCGGACAGACCAACUACUCCGCUUCGAAAGCCGGCCUGAUCGGUCUAGCCAAGUCGAUCGCCAAAGAGCUGGGUCCCCGCGGCAUCCGCGCCAACGCGAUCGCGCCGGGUUUCAUCAUUACCGAUAUGACCAAUGCGCUGUCGGACGAAGUAAAGGCCGAAUGGGCCAAACAGAUUCCGUUGCGUCGCGGCGGUACGCCCGAAGACGUGGCCAAGGUAGCCCGUUCCUCGCAUCCGACCUGUCGUCGUACGUCAGCGGACAGGUAA
This is a messenger RNA of Mycena citricolor, 648 nucleotides long. Lineage: Eukaryota; Fungi; Basidiomycota; Agaricomycetes; Agaricales; Mycenaceae. The record is from the annotation of a GenBank genome assembly.